AUGUAUGUUGAUGAUAUUGUUUUCAUUGGCAAUGAUACACAUGGAAUUGAUGAGUUGAAACAGUUCCUACAGCAACACUUUCAAACUAAAGAUCUAGGAACCUUGAAGUACUUUCUUGGAAUUGAGGUAGCUCAAUCGAAGUGGGAAAUCUCUCUGUCCCAAAGAAAGUAUGUUUUAGAUAUGUUGGAUGAAACUGGGUUGUUAGGAUCCAAGCCAGUUGAAACUCCCAUGGAUCCUAAUGUGAAGAUGACUGAUAGUCAGGGGGAGCCAUUAGAAGACCCUACAAGGUAUCAGAGACUAGUAGGAAGUUGA
This is a messenger RNA of Nelumbo nucifera (sacred lotus), 312 nucleotides long. The record is from RefSeq and is a predicted model, not a curated record. NCBI's taxonomy places the organism in Eukaryota, Viridiplantae, Streptophyta, Magnoliopsida, Proteales, Nelumbonaceae.